Molecule: messenger RNA, 6736 nt
Organism: Chenopodium quinoa (quinoa)
Lineage: Eukaryota; Viridiplantae; Streptophyta; Magnoliopsida; Caryophyllales; Amaranthaceae
Product: protein ROS1-like
Exons: 20
Coding region: 645-6479 (1944 amino acids)
Biological process (GO): base-excision repair
Molecular function (GO): 4 iron, 4 sulfur cluster binding; DNA N-glycosylase activity; DNA demethylase activity
Source: RefSeq, a predicted model, not a curated record
GAAGGAUAUUAAAAUCACCGGUAUAAAUAAAGUUGAUACAGAGUAUGUUUUGACCAUCAAAAUCAAAUAUCACGUGCUAAUAUGAUAUGAAGGGGAUGGAGAAGUAGUAGCACAUGGAAAAUUAUAUUAUUGGUUUACCGGGAAAAGGUGUUAUUAUCAGUUUCAGAGUGAGGUGGGAAAAAAGAGAGAAAAGCUCUACCCUACAAAUACAAACAACAAACAAUUUCCUACAUUACCAUUUUAUUUACAUAAUAUAAUUACAUGAAAUAAAAUAAAUAAAGAAAAACCACCACACCCAACCCAUUCUUUCUUCUUUUUCUCACAUAUUUUUUUCUUCUUUUUCUCUCUCUUCUCUGAAUGCACAAACUGUUGUUUCACUCCAUUUUAUCUUUCUCGACCGCUCAAAGGGUGGCAGAUCUCCGGCAUUGACCCACUUUUCCGGUUAUAAAGGAAAAAUGGGUUCAACCUGAAGGAGAUUUUGCAGGAGAGCAUAGUUUUGGGGAAGAAAUAAUUUUGGUCAAUUCUCUCCAACAACCCAUCUAACAAACACAAUUUAUUUUUUUAUUUUUUUUUUAUAAAAAAUAAAAAUAAGUGUUUUUUUUUUUUUUUUUUUUAGAAUUUGGGUGAAUUUCCCAAAGAGUUGAAUGAUGGAAAAUUACAAAGGAAAAUCAAUUCCAACUGUAACAGAUUUUGGUAUAGAAGGGUCAUGGAUUCCAUUAACCCCAUUGAAGCCUCAUCUUGGACCGAUCUAUGAAAAUGGUGAAGUUGAGAAUUAUUUGUCAAGAUUUUCUCAACAAAAUGAUCAUGCUCAAACUCUUUUAUCUUAUUCAAUUUCUUCUCAAGAAAUCAAUAAUGGUAGUAGCAGUAUCCCCAAUAGCAGUAGCAAUAACCAUCACCAACAACACCACCUUUGGGAUGAUGGUAGUGGUAGAUUAGUCAAUAAUUUACAGAGUAAUAAUAAUGUAGGAGAAAUGCAGAGAAGGGGUUUAGAGGAUUAUCUGCCUACUUGGAAUAGCCAAGGUAGGAGAACAAAGGUGGCUUAUCCUUCUACAAACCCGACAGUAGCGGCCGCAGCCAUGGCGGCCGCUCAGAGUAGUAAUAACAGUAGUUACCCUUACUUUAGUUCUUGGGAAUCAUCAAUGCAAUGGAGACAAAAUGGAGUCGGAGACAGCGGCUCCUCGUCUGCUGCCGCCGCAGCUAUGGAUCAGUUUGAGAAUAUGUCAUAUACAAGUCUGUUAGCCAGGAAUGAUGCUUCUGGCCUGGGACUGGGAAUGGGAAAUGCAGCAGUUUAUCAACAAGGUUGGGAUUAUAAUCAGCCUCCUGCAGGAAAUAAUACCAACUUAUAUGGCAACCCAGUGUACAACCCGAUUUUUGGAGGAGAAAUGCAAAAUUGUGCUUCUCCUCAGCAGUACCAGAGUGUUUAUGAUGCCAACUCUUCUCAAAUCACAAAGCAGGCAAAUGGAAAUUAUUCCAAUUUUGCUCCUGCAACUCCAGAUUCUCGGUGGAGAAUUGACAAUAAUGUGGCUCCAGGGAACUCACCUUUUGACACUUUUCAAAGACCAAAUGAGCAGAACCGGUUGCCGGAGCAAGUUGAACAAGUUGCUGCUGCAGCGAUGAUCAACCUUCAGACUGUUCAUGAAGAAGUCGCUGUUCCCAAUACAGAAGAAUCAUCACCUGGUAAAGUCUCCAUAACAGAAGAGAAUCACAACCCUGACAAGGGAGGCGACCAAGUUAUUGACCUGAACAAGACGCCAAUGAAGAAAACUCGGCGAAGAAAGUACACACCGAAGGUUGUAAGCGAAAAGAAGCCUAGACAGACUCCGAAACCCAAAACUCCCAAGCCCACUGAUCCCAAGGAGAAUGCACAAGUUAAAAGAAAGUAUGUGCGGAAGAAUAAGGUGAACACACCUUCAGCAACUCCUCUAGAAAGAGAAGCUAAAGCAGGAGAGCAAACACCUGCAGGAGCAACUGAAGCAGGAGAGUUAACACCUACAGGAGAAACCGAAGGAGAUUCAAAACCAUCGGGACUUGUCACCAAGUCCUGCAGAAAAUCCUUAAACUUUGACUUGAAUGGACAAGCAGCAGAAAGUAACUUUCCUCAUAUGUCAAAUGAAUAUUUGUAUUCUGAGCCACAGCCAAACAAGGGUGACAAUGCAGAUACUCUUAGACAGGGAGAAGAAUUGAUGGUGGAAACAUCAAGGGUGUGCAAUGGUUAUGACCUUAACUAUACCCACACUCAGGAACUCAAAAAUCACUUCUCACUUCCCACAAAAGACUACCAAAAUAGUGCACAGCCUGACCUUAUUAUCCUCUCAGGGGGGAAAGAUGAGGCUCGUCACAAUUUGUCAGGGAACAACGAUGAGGUUUCAUCCAGAAAUGAUGCUCGUCUGGCACAAAGUCCCAAUUCAAGCCCUUGUGCAAGUUCCAACGAACAGAAAAAUACAAGAGGAUCAAAGAGGAGAAAUCCCUGCAUGACAGAUGUUGCCACUGGAAGUGUGGAUGCUGCCACUCACUGUGCCUUAUGGCAGCAAAACCGCACAAUUUCUGGAAAUGCUAUAAUUGGAGAACUUCACACCUUUCUCUUUCCCGAAAUUUGCAAGAAAAAGAGAACUGAGAAGGUACAAAGGACACACAUAUCAAGCAUGCCAUGUACUGCUGCUCCAUCUGGAGAUAUCAACCAGGAAGCCGGCACUCAUAAUCAUCCAAGAGUUGAUUCCACUGCAUCAAAGUACUACUGCAACCCUGCUUCUUAUAGAGUAAAUGCAAUGUCUCAUAAUCAUGCCGGGUUACUUAUGGGAAGUGUUGAGAACAGGAUGCAGCUAUUGAAUACUUGGGCUGACAUGGGAAGGUUGAAGAAAAAGAGAUCAAAAGGUAUUACUCGUGUUCGUGAUUUGGCCCCACUGAUGGGACUUUCAUCUGUCUUACCUCCCAAACCAGGACCCAAAGGUCCUCGCAAAAAGAAAAUUGAUGCUUCAGAACAUGGUUACACUGAGGCCCUAGAAGCUGCAAGCACAUCAAACCCAAGAUCAAAGAGGACAUCUAGGAAAUCCAACAAGCAAUGGGACCUCGUCUUGUAUAAUGCUAAUCAGUCUGCCAGAAAAGCAACAGGUUCUAUUCCUGCACUACCAUGGGCAAGAACCAGCUCCAGCUCCAUUGAAGAAAUAACUGAAGGAAUGAAGCUGCUGGAUAUCAACAGAGAAGGUUACAGCACUCCACUUCUAGAACGGAAUGCACUGGUCCCAUAUCGGGCAAAGAAGCAGGCCAAAAAUGCGAGAAAUGCACUAGUUGUUUAUGGGAGAGAUGGGACUAUGGUGCCAUUUGAUGGUCCCUUUGAUCCUGUUAGGAAGAGGUGUCAACGAGCUAAAGUUGACCUUGAUGAUGAGACCACUAAAGUGUGGAGACUUCUUCUCGAAAACAUUGACAAUAAAGGUGUUGAUGGAACUGAUGAGGAUAAAGCAAAAUGGUGGGAAAAUGAACGAAGUGUUUUCCAUGGGCGUGUGGACUCAUUCAUAGCCCGCAUGCGUCUUGUUCAAGGAGAUAGACGCUUCACUCCUUGGAAAGGAUCUGUUCUGGACUCUGUUAUUGGAGUCUUUCUUACUCAGAAUGUAUCAGACCAUCUCUCUAGUUCUGCUUUCAUGGCAAUGGCCGCUCAUUUUCCCCUCAAGUCAGAAGGAAGUGAAAGCAACCUUUCAGAGGAGUCAACAACUGCUUUGGUUGUUGAGCCAGAUGUUUGUAUAAUUGAACCAGAGGAAAGCAUUACUUGGAACAAGAAGACAGUAGAUCAGACAAUUUUGAAUACUAGGAUUAUCCAUGAAAUUGACCAUAGUGAAGAGAAGGUAGUUGUCAAUAGCAAAGAAUUGACUGGAAGAGCUCCUGGUUCAGUUAGCCCGAAGGACUACUCCAGUGAAAGCAGUGAAAAAACCCCCAAUAACUCAAUAGUCGAUAAUGCUAAUAGCCAGACUACAGAGACAGAGACAGCAAGUGCCUUAGGAGAUGAUAGAGCAAAAGAUGAUGCAACUUCAUCACAACACUCAGUAGUGUCAUCCCAGAACUCCAUCAACUCUCCAAAUCUGCAGACUGCUGGAACCAUGAGCAUCUUUUCAGAGAACUAUAUAAAUACACAGCCUCUAAUAACUAGCUCCCAAUCCAAUUAUUUUGAUUGUUCCACCCCAUUUCUGAGUUUACUAAAGAUGGCAGAGAGUCCCUUCCUUAAUGAAUCUUACAGUCAAACCCAACAAGAUCCACUAGAGUGCAUCAAUCAUGUAACAAAAAGUUCUCCAGAAGCACAAGGAAUCUGCUCAAACGACCAGUUGAAUCUGAAUUUUCAAUUACCAGAUGCAGAUAGCAGAUCUCCCGAUACAUCAAGAAAAGAUGAGAACAGCUCACCAACAGAACAAAGCAAUCUGACUACAGAAUCAACAGUGCAACAACUUACACAAGAGAAAAUUUCAGAUAGCAUUCCAAGAUCUUUUCCAGAAAAUAUACGCUCAUUUUAUGUUCUUGAGGGUGAUAAUAUGGUUAUGCAGUCACAAAAUCAGUUGGCAAAGGAACCAUCAGAUAAUGCUUCAUCUGCAAAUGUUCAAACAAGUUCAAAUUGGAAAGGAGCAAACUUGAAAAAUCAAGUAAAUGCUGAUGUUACUGAAAGUACUGCAGAAUUGAAAAGGGCGAACACUGAUAAAAAAUUAGUUGAAAAAAUCUCAGUACAGACAUAUGCAGCAGGUGGAUUGUCAGAGAUAACAAAUGCAAAUUCUAGCAAACCUGGUAAAGGAAAGGCAGGAAAGGUAAAGGCUGAUGCAUUUGACUGGGACAGUUUGCGAAAACAAGCAGAGCCUAAUGGUAUAAAAAAAGAAAGACCAGCAAACACAAGGGACUCUCUAGACUGGGAAGCAGUAAGACAUGCUGAUGUGAAUGAAAUUGCUGAAACCAUUAAGGAGAGGGGCAUGAACAACAUGCUUGCAGAACGGAUAAAGGCUCUAUUGGACAGGCUGGUCAAGGAUCAUGGCAGUACUGACAUGGAAUGGCUGAGAGAUAUUCCCCCAGACAAAGCAAAAGAAUACCUAUUGAGCUUUAGAGGGUUGGGAUUGAAGAGUGUAGAAUGUGUGCGACUUUUGACACUGCACCAUCUUGCUUUCCCCGUUGACACCAACGUUGGACGAAUAGCUGUACGGCUAGGAUGGGUUCCGCUUCAACCCCUACCGGAGUCGCUUCAAUUGCAUCUUUUAGAAAUGUACCCUAUCUUAGAGUCCAUUCAAAAGUACUUGUGGCCACGGCUUUGCAAGCUUGACCAAAAGACUUUGUAUGAAUUGCACUAUCACUUGAUCACUUUUGGAAAGGUAUUUUGCACCAAAAGGCAGCCUAAUUGCAAUGCCUGUCCCUUGAGAGGAGAGUGCAGACAUUUUGCCAGUGCAUUUGCAAGUGCUAGAUUUGCCCUUCCAGGGCCAGAAGAAAGAAGCAUUAUGCCUUCAAGUGGGGGCAGUUCAGCACAUCCAAAUCCACAAGCUAGCACCAAUUUUUUGCCUUUGCCCCCCUCUUAUUCACAAAGCAACUGCAAUAAUGGUGCUCAUCCAAGUGCAGUUUCAUCUUCCCCACUGGCACUACCCUCGCCACAGACAAUCAAUCAACUAGAGAGGCAAUCUGAAAUUAGGAACUGUGAACCGAUAGUUGAAGUACCAGCAUCACCAGAACCAGAACCAGAGCAGGAACAUACAUUAUGUGAUAUUGAAGACUACGAAGAUCCUGAUGAAAUACCUACAAUUAAGCUCAAUAUGAAAGAAUUCUCUCGAACUCUACAAAAUUACAUGGAUGGAAAUUCAAAUGCUUUGGUGGCAUUAACACCUGAAGCUGCUUCAAUUCCAACACCAAAGCUCAAGAAUAUUAGCCGACUGAGAACAGAGCAUCAUGUCUAUGAACUUCCCGACGCACAUCCUCUCUUGAAAGGGUUGGACAAAAGAGAGCCUGACGAUCCAUGUUCAUACCUACUUGCAAUAUGGACUCCAGGUGAGACUGCAAGCUCUAUUGAACCUCCUGAAAGAAAAUGUCAUUCUGAAGAUCCCAGCAUAUUGUGCAAUGAGGAGACAUGUUCUUAUUGCAGCAGUCAGCGGGAAGCAAACUCCAAGACUGUACGGGGUACACUUCUGAUACCAUGCAGAACUGCAAUGAGAGGCAGCUUCCCACUGAAUGGAACAUAUUUCCAAGUGAAUGAGGUAUUUGCUGACCAUGAAUCCAGUCUUAAUCCAAUUCCAGUCCCCAGGACUUGGUUAUGGAACCUUCCAAGACGUACUGUUUAUUUUGGAACAUCAAUUCCAACCAUAUUUAGAGGUCUGACCACUGAAGACAUUCAACAUUGCUUCUGGAGAGGAUUUGUUUGUGUGAGGGGAUUUGAUAAAAAACAAAGGGCACCUCGUCCACUCAUGGCCAGAUUGCAUUUUCCAGCCAGCAGGAUGACUAGAGGGGCAAAAGGUAAGACAUAUGAUGAGUAGGUGACCAUGUACUGACAAUUGAUGUCACAGAAAUGUCAGUGAGGUUAUAGAGGGAAUAGCAUCAUAUGGAAUUAGGAAAUGUAUCAAGAUAAUGACCUUGUACAUCAUUUACAUAGAUUGUAGGCAAUUUAAAUUCAUGCUCGAAUUGAGCAAGUUUUCUGCAGCAGGAGAAUAUAGCACAGAAUUGAGAUCAACAUAUGUGAAUACACUACUUCAUGACAGACACAUUGAGAUAAGAAAGAUGUUCUCAGUGAAAA